AUGGAUAAAGACAAUUACCAGAAGAAGCAUGUAAAGUGUAAAUUCUUCUUUCUGCUGAAUGUUCUGCUGGAGGCAGUCGCCAUUGUUGCUGUUGUAUAUUGUACACUCUUUUCCAAUUGUGUGCUGGGCAAUGAAGUCGGAGGCGCAGCGUUCAUAUUCUUAUUAUUCAUAUUUUCCGCCUUCAUACCGGAUUUGUUUUAUCUUAUGCUUUCGCCCAAAUUGCAUACUUUGGGCAUUGAUCCGCUGGGUGUCAUGUUCAAUUUCAUAAUAGCUGGCUUGUGUGUUUUAAUCGGUAUUAGUCUGAUUAUUAUGGUAUUACUAUGGUACUGUGGCUCCUAUGCGCAAUUCAUAUUGGUAAUGGCUGGUGCGUUGAGUGUUUGCUCGGGUGUAUUUCAUUUGAUGAAUGCGUUGAUGGGCAAUCAACUACCGAAAUCAGAGAGGUACUAUAGACAGAGCCAUCGACUCAAAGCACCGAAAGCGCCGAAGGAACCAAAAAAGCCGAAAGAACCAAAAGUGUCUAGAGAACCAAAAGCGCCUAAAGAACCAAAAGUGCCGAAAGAACCAAAAGCGCCGAAGGAACCGACAACGCAGAAAGACGUUACAAAGAGUGCACAGAAAGAUGUAAAGAAAGGGGAUGCAAAGGUUGAUAAAAAGAAUGUUGAAAAGGACGUUAGAAAGGAUAAAAAAAAAGAUGAGCGAAAAGUUGCUAAGAAAAGUGGCCAAACUCGCAAGCAGAUGGUUCAUGAUGCAAAUUUACCGAAAGGUGUACCUUGGGUACUGAUUGUAAUUUAUUUCAUGUGUGGCGCGAUGGAGUUAGCUGGCUUCUUGUGUCUCUUGCUUUAUUUAUCUUCGAUAUGUCUUUUAGGACGCGAAAAUUCUACACGCAUCUGGUUUUCAAUGAAUUGUAUUUUUCCACAAAUAGUACCGGACUUGGUGUUCGCUGUUAGUGGCUUCCGUUUCGUAACUCCCUUUUAUGCACCAGUAGUCGGUGUCUAUAAUAUUGUCGUGGCAAGUCUAUGCAUUUUGUCGGGUAUACUGGCUUUUGCCUCGUUCACAGGCUGUGGAAAUCCCGCUCAACCCUUAGUUUUUCCUGCUGGUUCUAUUGGACUUAUUGCUGGUGGUUUGCAUAUUCUGAUCAUUAAAUUGGUGAUCAAAAAACUUGGGUGAGGUGGCCAAUUUAUUUAAAAA
Anastrepha ludens (Mexican fruit fly) is the source of this 1188-nucleotide messenger RNA. RefSeq lists its product as uncharacterized. The transcript has 6 exons. The record is from RefSeq and is a predicted model, not a curated record. Lineage: Eukaryota; Metazoa; Arthropoda; Insecta; Diptera; Tephritidae. The coding region runs from base 1 to 1167 and encodes 388 amino acids.